AACAAAACAGAAAACCUUUUCGAAAAGUCAUGAUAUCCCAACGACUUUCUGAGGACGUUGAAAACGAACAGCCAAAUCCCCGGAAAAGGAAGUCAAGCGAGAUGGCCGAUGGAGAUAGGGCACCGUCCCAGCAAUGCCACAGCCGACCGGACAGCAACUUUGAUCCGAACGGUCCGUCACCGCCUUGGAGCCCUGAACCUUCGUAUCAAUUCCAAAUCAUCAAUGCCGAAAAUGAGGAAAUCUUCGAGGACCCGGGACAGCACCUCGCCUUUGCUGGAACUAAUGAAGCGAUCACCAAUGCCGGAAAUCAAGAAAUCGUCGAGAGCCAGGGACAGCACCUUGCCUGUGCUGAAAGUGAGGAAACGAUCCGUUAUGGAAGGGAGCAAGACGUUGAUGCACAAAAUGAGCAAGACCAGAAUGCUGAAAAUGCAAAAGCUCUUGAAGCCGAAAACGCCCAAAUUGGCGCUGCUGAAAAUCAGCCGUCGCAGCCGAUUUCGGAAGGAUGUGUUGCCUCCAGCUCCGGAUUUGUGCCCCAAGGCCUUUGGGACAAGGGACGAUCCAGACAUAAACUUGAGGCAUUUUCUGGGAUCGAAAGACUUCUGAACCAUAUGGAAAAGGAUGAAACGGACAAAGCCAAACGCGAAGAUGCUGAAGCGGAAGACGAUGAGCCCGAAACUGAAGAGGACGAUACCGAAUCCGGUGACGAGGCGUCGGAUUUUUGGAAAACUCCGGGCGAUGAGGACCACAACGACCUGUUGCUCAGUCCAUAUGAAAACCAGAUAAUCGAUAGUGACGGCCAAGCCCAGGUGGACCGAUUGCCUGAUGCACAGCUUCGCCGGCACACGCGAGACGACGACCACAGAUUGGCCACAGAAGAAAAUCUGCACCGACUACUAGAGAAGUGUGUCUAUGAAGAUUUAUCGGAUCCUCAGAAAGCAGCCACCGUGCGCUGCAUCCGAGGUGGAGGUAAGUUUUUACUGUUUGACGAGGGUGGACUCGGCAAAUCUAUGGUAGCGCUAGCGACGAUGAGCUUCUUCAGCGAAGACAGUCGAUUACUGAUUGUGACCACACCACAGUCUAUAGAAAAGUGGGAAAAUUUGGUCAGCAACUACCUUCGGGAUGCCAAACGCGUCACGGUGCUGGACAAAGACCAACGGCUUCGACGUGAUCGAAAAAUUGACCUCGUGUAUAUUUGCUCCUACAACAUUCUAAACGCCCGAAUCGGCGAUUUCGAACGCUUCGAGCCCCAAGCCAUCAUUUUUGAUGAAAGCCACCAUGUGAAGAACUGGAGGAGCAGCCGGACCAAAAAUUCGCGAAAUUUGGCGACACAAGCCAAACGGGCGAUCUGCAUCGCAUCGUUCCCCCUACACCGCUCCCCGAAUGACCUAAUCAGCCAGAUUCGCAUGAUUCUGCCCGAUCUUUGGAUCGAGUUCGAGGUGGAUGAAUACGGAAGAAGAUGGAUGUGCCCAGAGCAAACGAAGCGCUUUCUCGACGCGAUCAGCUCGAGACAAACAAAAGAAGAGUGGCUACCCAGCAUUCCACCAAAACAUCGUACCCUGCACCACAUCAAAAUACCGCAAAGCCGCCAACUGCAAAGAGCUGGUCGCAGAGCUGAAGCCAUCUGGAGAGCCUAUCUGGAAAGCGAAGAUGAUAAGAGGAUGCUUACCGACUCUAGGACGGCGUUGGGUAAGUAUUACCGCCUGUGCGUCAAGGCGAAGGCGCAACACGUGGCGCCGUACGUUCGAGAGCUUUUCUUUUCACCCAACCAGAACCAACCAAAGACUCUGAUCUUCGGUUAUCAUAAAAUUAUCCGAGAGGCUAUCAAAAAGCAGUUGGAAAAAGUGGGCAUUCGGUUUGUGGAGCUCGAUAUUCCAGCCGGAACUGAACCCUUCGAAGAACGGAUUCAGCAAUUCAAAGAUGAUUCCGAGAUAAACGUGGCGGUUCUCUCCCUCCGUGCCUCCAGUCUCGGUCUCGAUCUGCCGGAAGCGAAACGCAUCAUCUUCCCCGAGCUCUACUACACCGUCGCUCUUCAUCUCCAGGCCGAAGAUCGGGCCCAUCGUUUUGGCCAAGGCGACCAAGUAAAGAUUCACUACCUUGCCGACACCACCAUGAUCGACGAAAUGAUUUUGUCGAUUUGGGAGAGUAGGGCGAAAUGCAUGGAGGAGCGUGAACUGACGGGUGUUAUGAAGCCUUUCGAUGAUGAAAUUAUCGAGCAGCCCUUGCGCUCGCGCGAUUUCCCCGAUGGAUAUGACGCUGACGGCGACUCGGAUCCCGAUGCUAGCGGGGGUGAGGAUAACGGUGACGAAGACGAUGAUGACGAUGAUAUUGAUGGAAAUAUGGAGAUUAGCCCCGACGAAGCGGAUGAUUUGGCUUCUGACGAAUCAGAUGCCGGAAGUGGACAGCCGGGUGGAGCCGAAGCGACGGACGAUGAUGAGUCCGAACCUGCGCCCCGGGAAUCACCCGCACUAACGGAGAGUAUCGGCUCCCAAGAUACCGAGAACGACGAGGAGGAGGAAAGCGAUCGUUAUGAGUCAGAUGAUUCAGAUGCCUCUGGACACUACCCAUAUGUGGACAAAGAUUAUGUCCCACCAUCUGAAAAGGGGAACCAGGAAAAAGCACCAGGCAACGAGCGGGCACCAAGGCAGAGCUCCCGCCUGCAGAAAAGCUCAAAGAAAGCUAGCCGAAAGACGCGCAAGGCUAAAUUCGACGAUGAUUCCGAGGAUGAUAGCGAAAACCGAGACCCGGCUAUGCAACAGAAGGACAGUGAGAUUGAAAGUGAGGACGACUCAAAUCAGCCCUCGACCAGUCGCAAGCACCGCAGGGUGGUUCACUCAUCGGAUGAAUCUGAA
Molecule: messenger RNA, 2849 nt
Organism: Mesorhabditis spiculigera
Lineage: Eukaryota; Metazoa; Nematoda; Chromadorea; Rhabditida; Rhabditidae
Source: the annotation of a GenBank genome assembly